Molecule: messenger RNA, 1076 nt
Organism: Rhododendron vialii
Lineage: Eukaryota; Viridiplantae; Streptophyta; Magnoliopsida; Ericales; Ericaceae
Product: octanoyltransferase LIP2, mitochondrial
Exons: 2
Coding region: 137-844 (235 amino acids)
Biological process (GO): protein lipoylation
Cellular component (GO): mitochondrion
Molecular function (GO): lipoyl(octanoyl) transferase activity
Source: RefSeq, a predicted model, not a curated record
AGCAGCUAAGCCAAAUCAUUCACGAAAUCGUGAACGGUCUUCUUGUCUCAAGUGUAAACCAUUCAAUUCAAUGUAGUGCACGAAUGGGAUUCAAUAAACAAUUCGCUCAGGUAUUGUUUGAUGAAAUGCCUGUGGAAUGAGCAUUUCUCGGAGCCUUGAAGUUUGGAAAUUGGGCACUGUCAACUACUUAAAGGCACUCAAGCUUCAAGAAAAGCUAGUAUCAGAUAGAAAAACCGAUAUUAUUUCUGAUACUCUGUUAUCCCUUCAGCAUCCACCUACAUACACCCUUGGUAAACGGAGAACUGACCACAACUUAUUAGUCCCCGAACAUGACCUAAAAGACAUAGGAGCAGAACUUCACUACACGCAGAGGGGAGGAGACAUCACGUUUCACGGUCCACACCAAGCUAUCUUAUAUCCCAUUGUCUCCCUUCGCAAUAUUGGACUCGGUGCCCGGAGUUAUGUGGAGAAACUCGAGUUGACUAUGAUUGAAUUGGCAUCUUUAUACAGUGUCAAAGCUUGCGCUGGAAAAAGGUGUGAGACAGGAGUGUGGGUAGGAGAGAGAAAGAUCGGUGCUAUUGGAGUCCGGAUUUCGUCUGGGAUUACUUCUCAUGGCUUGGCAUUUAACAUGGAUCCUGAUUUGAGCUAUUUCAAGCAUAUCGUGCCUUGUGGGAUUGCAGAUAAGGAAGUUACUUCUCUGAGAAGAGAGACUGGUGAGGUGCUUCCUGCUGAAGAAGUGAUCCAGGAGCAGUUGGUUUCUUGUUUUGCUAGAGUGUUUGGUUAUAGUGAUGUUAUUUGGAAGGAGAAUGCAUCAAACUUGUGGGGAAACCCAAGUAAUGAAUGAGUGGUUUCCACACGUACUGUAUCACCAAAAUAGAGACCUGGAUUAUGUACUUGUAAAGUCUAAGCACACAACUUUAGAAUAAAACUCCGGACAUAACCGUGCCCAGAAUCGCUCAAUUCAUGUAGACCCAUGUGCACCGAAUAGUUCCAGACAAGUUUGUGUCCGGAGUUAUGUUUUAAAGUUGUAUGCGUAGCGUUGCUCGUAUGUAUUCACAUCCAUUUGUUUUCUUUUA